AUGCAUGGUUUACAAAAUGGUUUCUCUAAUUUCGUGUGUCAUUGUGGUUUUGUGGCUGAAUUUCUGUUACUAUGUAUACUCGAUGUGAUCGUUCCUUCUUUCUCCCCUGCCUCGCCAUACGGAGGGAUAUACAAAUACGCAAAUAUCAGCAAAGGCCGGCCAUACUACACCAGAACCGACCAGCUGCUCCACCUUUACUGGACCGGGAACAGACAACACUGGAUGAUUGGGUCAAACUUCACAUUACACUUAGGAUGGAUACUAUCGCAAGACAAUGCUGUUACUCCUGAACUCGUGAAUCAAACUAGCUGGAAAUAUUGGGGAGGUGGCAUUUGGAACGCUGCUCCAAACAUCUCAGUAGUGUGUGCUGAGACUUGUACCAACAUGAACAUAAAUGCAAGAUCAAAUUGCGGAGAAUUGGGAAUCACAAAAACAUCUUGUAUUUCGAAAGGCUGUUGCUAUGACGACCAAGUAAAUGGAGUACCUUGGUGUUAUCAUAAAGUACCAUUUGUUGACUGUGGAACUGUGCCUGAAGUAGAACACAGUAGUAUAUUCCCCGCUGAUUAUGAAAGUUACUAUGGCACCAUAGUUAUAUACAGUUGCCAUAGCAACUAUGUCUUGGUUGGAAACGGCUCGGCAGUCUUGUGUGAAGCCAAUGAGGAAUGGUCACAGGCACCAUCAUGUGUUUCUGCAGUAAGUACUUCUCGAACCACUGAGGCUCAUACGGACUAUACAACGACGAAUCAGUCCACGAUGCGCACCACUGAUGAUCAUACGGACUAUACAACGACGGAUCAGUCCACGAUGCGCACCACUGAUGAUCAUACGGACUACAUAACGACGGAUCACUCCACGAUGCAAACUAUUCCAAGGCAAACAGACGAGUCGACGCAACAAACCCAAACAAUAGAUUCAACAACAACAAAAGUUGAUACAAUGUCAACUACAAGUUUACCAUUCAUAAUCAUGUUUAACACAACUGUUCCCGUUGCUGAAUUGUACGUGCGAGCGAAGCCAAUAGAAUAUGAAGCUGAGGAUGCUCAGGGGGCUAGUGCCAUUGGUUCUAUAUGGUUGUCGGUGCUUAUAAUGCUUAUCUUGAUGAUUAUCCUUCUUGACAGCCUUUCUAUUUACAGAGAUAUCAAAAGGGCAAAGCGACAUUUGAAGACCGGAUGUUGGGACGCGUUUUGUAGUUACAAUAAAUAAUUCAAAACCUCAUUUUCACAAGAGAACAGACGUACAUGUAGAUUUGGGGAGGGGAUAAUCUCUACUGAAAAACAUUGGUAUAUGUACGUGCAUUUAGAAAG
Owenia fusiformis is the source of this 1304-nucleotide messenger RNA. NCBI's taxonomy places the organism in Eukaryota, Metazoa, Annelida, Polychaeta, Sabellida, Oweniidae. The record is from the annotation of a GenBank genome assembly.